Cloeon dipterum is the source of this 1088-nucleotide messenger RNA. RefSeq names its product golgi SNAP receptor complex member Gos28 (gene Gos28). Gene Ontology annotation, cellular component: Golgi membrane; SNARE complex; cis-Golgi network. NCBI's taxonomy places the organism in Eukaryota, Metazoa, Arthropoda, Insecta, Ephemeroptera, Baetidae. The record is from RefSeq and is a predicted model, not a curated record. Gene Ontology annotation, molecular function: SNAP receptor activity. Gene Ontology annotation, biological process: endoplasmic reticulum to Golgi vesicle-mediated transport; vesicle fusion. The coding region runs from base 140 to 856 and encodes 238 amino acids. The transcript is spliced from 6 exons.
UGUUAACUGUUUCUGCGACAUCAAAUUAUUGAGUCCAUAGAAUCCGUUUACGGCGCCGGUUUUCGCUUGAAUUUUGCCAAAACCAAUAUUCGAAACGGCGGUGAAUAUCACCAUCGACCCGACUGCUGACGGGGGGAAAAUGUCUGCGUCGUCAGGUCCUUCCUGGGAAGGACUCAGGAAAGAGGCUCGACAGCUGGAAAACGAGAUUGACCUUAAACUUGUUGGCUUCAGUAAACUCGGAACUGGUCUUUCUUCCAAUGUUAAGUCAGAUAGUUCUGCAGACAAAGCUCCUUUACUUGGACCUGAUCAUGUUUUUGAAACAAUGGCCUUGGAAAUUGAAUCAAUGCUUGAAAAGCUGACGAAUCUGAAUGACCAAAUGGCCGAGUUUUCCUCUGGGCAAGUACAGUCACCAGCCCUUCUGCACACAAUCCAGAGGCACAGAGAAAUCCUCCAAGACUACAAACAGGAGUUCAGGAAAACACAGGCAAAUUUCACAGCCAGAAGAGAAAGGGAAGACCUACUCAAGAGCGUCAGGAAAGAUAUUGACAACUUCAAGUCUUCAUCCGGCCUCAAUAGGAGGAUGGACCUCUACCUUAAGGAGAAUGACCAUAUAAGGAGCUCUGAUCGCCUCUUGGACGACCAAAUCAGCAUAGCUGUGGAGACACGGGACAACCUAGUCGCGCAGAGAGUCACGUUCAAAAGGCUGCAGACGCGGUUCAACGACCUGUCCAACAGGUUUCCCCUGAUCAACAGCCUGUUGCAGAGGAUCAAUCUUCGUAAGCGGCGCGAUUCGCUCAUUCUGGGACUAGUGAUCGGGGCCUGCACCAUUCUCCUCAUCCUGUACGCAAUGCGGUAAUGGCCCUAUAUAGAGUGACAAGCCCACCCAAAGGUGGAAACCCAAUCCUAUUCGCGAGUCAUGUAUAAAAAGAAAUCCCAUUCGACUAAAAGUGACUGAAAUGGUCCGCGCGGAUUCAAAUAACUAUAUUAAUUCCCACUUCUUGCUCUACCGAUGAUGAAUAAUAUUUUAACAGAUAGCUUGGCUCUGGUGGAGAAUAAAAUGUUUGUAUUGAGAUAUAAUUAUAAUUAAA